Messenger RNA from Cladophialophora psammophila CBS 110553, 2658 nucleotides. RefSeq lists its product as uncharacterized. The transcript has 3 exons. NCBI's taxonomy places the organism in Eukaryota, Fungi, Ascomycota, Eurotiomycetes, Chaetothyriales, Herpotrichiellaceae. Bases 1 to 2658 code for a protein of 885 amino acids. The record is from RefSeq and is a predicted model, not a curated record.
AUGUCGCUUUGGACCAUAUCAGAGCCGGAGAGCGGAGACAAUGGCGACAAUUGGCAGCAGACUCCGGCCGUCAAGGGUUCGGACCCCGAUGAGCCUCUCAGCCCAGAUUCUCCCGAUGUAUCAUUCUAUCGGCGAAUACUCGUGCAGUCUCCGGCGUAUUUGUGGUUAGUCUCGCGUAUCCAUACUGAGGGAAGCCUCCAACCUGCGAAACCAGAUAUAAUGCGCGCAGAGAUCAGAGCACAGAUCUUGCAAACACUCGAAUCGCUGGCGACUAAAACCGAUGGCACACAGGCCCAAACAUUCACGAUCACUUUCGAGGUUGACUGGGAUCCAGUGAUGUUUAUACAAGAGCAGAAUUAUGAGUAUUCAGUGGAGGCAGUCCUUCCACGGGUAAUCGUUUUGACUGGAAACGCGAAUACCAACAACGUUCAAGCAAGUACGUGUUUACAGUACGUGGAACAGACUUGGCCUUACAAUGGUCACGAUAUCAUUCGUAUCCUUCAGGAUACCUUGGGCAAUCAAGUCCAGAUUGGCGAAUUUGCAGAAUCCCAAGAAAAGGAGCUCCCAGAUUCCGGUACACGGCUUAGCGCAAAGUACAUCGACAACAAGAUCAGCUUUACCGUAUCUGGGACUGCCUACUCGAUCGCUGAGGUCGGUGAACAGCUUGCGUGGCUAGGAUCUGCUCUCCGAUCCUCUCCAGAGAGCGAACGAUUGAUGCAUUGCACCCCAUUUAUCAAAAGCGCCUGGACUCCAUCACAUCAUCCGAAAAGCCCAGAGAGAUUUACCUCAACAUCAACCACCAAUUUGACCGGGAUUUGCAGGAUAGGAUUCGUUCUUGAGGAUCUGGCUCUAGAAGGGACAGUGAAUGGAAGUUGUUGGCAUCAGAUAAUGAGGAAUCCGGUUGUCGUGAAGGGUUAUCCCACCUUGCCUCGACUGAAGGAAGACUCUGGGCUUGAGAUUCCUCUUCACAUAUUAUCGGCCCUCGGAAAUGCACGGCGGAUAGUGGAUUUCUGUGGAAUGACUUAUCUCAAGGGGUUUUCUACGAUGUUUGCUGCCACGCACAGCGAAGCAAACACGACAUAUUGGCAUAUGGUCUGCAACCAGGAUCGGAGCUAUGUCUCUUUCGAAGACCCACGCGUUCCCCGAGACCAGUAUCUCACAGAUCUCGUCCCUGUUAGUACCUUGCAAGCGGGCCGACAUAUUCUGGGGUGGUGCAACAAUGUGAAGAAUCUGACAGGAACGUCAAAAGCCAACUACGAAAUUGAGUGGUCGGGUUCGGUGGCACCUCACCAGAGCUGCGCUUUUGAAAGAGUGUCCAUAUCAGGGGGCAAGUUUGUGAGUGCGGGCGCCACGUUCGCCAUAGGCAUGAAAGAUAAGGCCAUUCAUAUCGAUUUCGGAGAUGACUAUGUCGGAAUGCUAAAAGUAAUGGCGGAUAGGCAUUUCGUCUUCUACGAUGUGGAAGCCAAGCGAGCAUGGUUGGUUGACGGGGCCAGCGGGGUUUUACACUUCUUGAGAGCAUCCCUUCACGAUUUACGAAACGAUAGACGCCUAAGGAAGCUCUUCCAAUUCGACUUCGACAAAUUUAAGGAUGCGAGCUGUGACUCUAGCGGGGGAGAUGCAGCCUUUGAUGUUCUCUCAGAUGAGGAGAACAUGAGGCUGCCGCUAUAUCCGAAAAUGCAGAAGAUAUGGAAAGAGACGACCACGAAGGAAGAUUCACUUGGUGGGCUGCCAGCCGCAGAAAACGUGGAAAAGCGCAUGACAACAAGCGUAUGUCUUCGUGAUCGUGUUGAACAAAUCUGUCAUGUCCUGGCCCAGAUUACAGCUCACCAAGACGACGUUCACACACAAUCAGGGGUGGGUUUCCGUUUGAAGUAUACUCCUAGACGCCAACUCGAAGGCUUCGACUUUAUGGAUGUGGCGACUAACCAAGGCACACUAUGGCCUAAAGUCACCACCAUACAGGCAGUUGGGGAAGGCUGGAUAGACUUUACCCGAGCCGUACACGCUCUCGCCUUCUUUGGAGCCGGGUUUGGCGAGCUGUUCCAGCCCACGAAUCAAGGACAAUACAACUGCCGAUCCUGCAAAUGGAACGAAGGGCUCCCCAGAAAUAAAGACUACCUUGCCGUGCGUGUCGCCGAUAUUAAGGACAUCAUGAGGAAGAAAGGGACGAAGACGAGUCGUCCCUGGCGACUGGUUGAUGAUAUUUACUGGCAUGCACCGGAUGAACCUUUUGCAUACUGCGAGGGCUCGGAAAGGUGUGAGCACGACCGUGUCCAGGUCCUUCUGCCCGCAACCUUCCCGAAGUUGUACGGUCUGCAAAGCCCACGAGAACUCGCUGCCGACGGAGCGGUGAUUUUUGGCCACUGCUGCAAGUUCCCACUUCGCUGGGCGAGUCGCAAGAUACCAGAGAAGGCGGACGCGGAUGGUGCACCAAUGGAAGAUAUUACUAACACCCCGUUCUACGACCCUGGUCAUACUCGACUAGGCGAUAAUGGCUCGUCGUCCAACGCAACACCUGAUCAACCUACGAGCACGAGCUCCGACACUCCGGGCUCCUCCUCCCGCCUGCACAAGCGCCGACACAGGUCUUCCGGGUCGACUCAGACGUCGUCGAGUUCGGGACUGUACAACCACCAGAAUCAACAGUUUAUACGAUGA